Messenger RNA from Paracoccidioides lutzii Pb01, 258 nucleotides. RefSeq lists its product as hypothetical. The coding region runs from base 1 to 258 and encodes 85 amino acids. The record is from RefSeq and is a predicted model, not a curated record. The transcript has 2 exons.
AUGUCCGGAAAGAGACAGAUAUCUAAAACCCUCGACAGACAUCAUGGAAAGAGAAGAGCAGGCCAGGGAUCAACCACACGCAAGAAAUACGACUCGGCGAUGAGGUUUUUGAGGCUGCGCAAUGGCGGGUCAGAAGGAGCUUACCUCUGUGCCAAUGAGCGGAGGUCGGAUGGCGGUUAUACACUGGCAAGCAGAGGCGUCGCACUCAGCAAGUGGGAACACCUCUCUGGAGAUGCGAGGUCACAGGCAGAUGGGUGA